Messenger RNA from Fonsecaea monophora, 981 nucleotides. RefSeq lists its product as hypothetical. The coding region runs from base 1 to 981 and encodes 326 amino acids. Lineage: Eukaryota; Fungi; Ascomycota; Eurotiomycetes; Chaetothyriales; Herpotrichiellaceae. The transcript has 7 exons. The record is from RefSeq and is a predicted model, not a curated record.
AUGGCCGUAAACAACUGGGUCUGGGUUGGCCCGCUGUCCCUGCUGGUGGCGCUGUCGGGCAUCUUCUACGCGUACCCAUAUCCGGUACUGAAUCUGUACGGUGGACGGGCGACGGACGCGAAGAUCCAUACGACGUGGCUGCAUCACGGGCCGGUGAACAAUGACAAGUGCCGGACGAAUUCUCUUGGACAAGCGUGCGAGGACGUGCGAAUCCAUCAUGACUCGGCGACGGCAUUCCUAGCAUGCGGAUAUCCCGAGACGCGAGAGGCGUUUUAUCCGCCCAUGAACCGCCACGACACCGAGAGCGCGGCCACCUACCACGAGUACUUUGUGAAAUACGACAUCAAGACAGACAAGGCGACCAAGAUGAAGAUUGAAGGUCUCGACUCGUCGCACGAUCUGAUCUUGCACGGCAUUGAUCUCUACCUGCCCGAGGACGAUAAAUCAAAGAUCUACAUCUUCGCCGUCAACCACGACCGCAAAGGCGAAGCCAUUGUGCUCUUCUCCCACACGCUCGGGACCGACGUGUUGACGUACGAGCGCGAGUUUCGCCACCCGGCCAUCAAGACGCCCAACGCCGUCGCGGCGACGAGUUUGAGCUCCUUCUUCAUCACCAACGACCACUACUUCUACGGCGGAGGGCCCCUGGCGACCAUCCUCCGCAGCCACGAAGACCACUGGGGGCCCUGGAAAUGGGCCACCGACGUCGUCUACUGCAACGCCUCGUCGUCGGACAUUGACUGCCGCACCGUGUCGCCGCCGAACGCGCACCCGAGCGCCAACGGCGCGCUGCUGGUCGACGACGGCAAGACGCUCCUGAUCAACGACGUGGUCGAGGCGACGACGACCGUCUACGACGUCGACCCGGAGACCAAGGUGUUGAGUGUGCGCAAGAAAGUUUUUUUUUUUUUUUUUGAGAACGGGACUGAUGAUGCGCGUGAAUAUAGCAACUCGGUGCGGGCGCGGAUAACCUGUCGCUGA